Nylanderia fulva is the source of this 1764-nucleotide messenger RNA. NCBI's taxonomy places the organism in Eukaryota, Metazoa, Arthropoda, Insecta, Hymenoptera, Formicidae. The record is from RefSeq and is a predicted model, not a curated record.
AUGUCUACAAUAAUAAAUUUGCCUUUUGAAAUAAUUUAUACAAUUUUGCAAUACGAGAGUAUUAGUAUCCAGGACAUCGUAAAUUUUCGAUCUACAUGCAAACAAUUUCGAUGUGCAAUCGACUGCAUCACUCUCUGGCCGAUAAAGUUUAAACAAAGAUGGCCUCAUGCAAAUGUGAAUUAUAAUAUGAUCACUAAAAAGGACAUUAAUAUUAAUAAAAAUAACCUUGAUAUGAAUAAUGAUAAUAAUAUUAAUGAUUACUUUACUUUGAAAGACGUACAAAAAGGUAUAGAAUUUUCAAGAAAUAUUAGGCAAUAUGUGUCUUCUAUGUCUGAGAAAUACUACUAUUGUAAUGACCGAUAUGAAAACCAAAAUAUUUUUAUAGAAGAUCUUGAUCAUUUGAUCUAUUUGGAUAUGAAAAAUCAGUAUAUGAAUUUUUUCUUUUUGGCUGAUGAGCUUAUUAGACUCAUAUAUAAACAAGAUUUAUGGCAAUCCAAUUUGACAGAAAGAUAUUACAGUAUACAAUUAUUUCAAUACUUGAAUCGAAAUAUGUUAAAAUCAAGAUUGCGAAAUUUUAUGAGACAACACAAACAAUUGCAACGUUUAGAAGAUAUCAUUGUUAUAAUAUUAGAAUGGUAUCAUCCAGAGAAAUUUUUUUUCUUGCAUACAGAUCAAUUUAUAGACAAUAUCGUGCAAGAAGUAUUAAAGGUCCUGAAAAAUGUAAAUCCUACGCAUCCAAUAUUUUUGUUAUCAUCUAACCAAUUUUUUUUUUGGAAAAAUAAUAAUAUUGAUAGGAAUUAUUGGAACGAAAAUGAACUAUGGAUUAAAUUAAAUGAAAUAGAUAUGUUUGAUUUGUACUGCUACAAAAUUGAAGAUAGAGAGCGAGAUUAUAAACGCAUGAUUUCGAUGAUAAUAUAUACGUGUGUAGCGAGAAGAUUAGGCUUAUAUUUUGAAAUAUCAACACACUAUUCGUUAUUUUCUUUUGAAGAUAUUCAUUUAACUUGGAAAGAUAUAGGUACAAGUGAGGACUAUAUAGAAAAUAAAGAAUGUUUCAUCAUUAAGUGUAAGCACGAUGAAAUUAACCUGGAUAUUAUUGAUCAAGAUUUAGAAAUUCAAGAUCUAGAAGAGAUUCAUUCAACAUUAAUUAUAGAAAAAUGUCAGAUAGUGUCUAAUCCGAGGGGAUUAUCUUUAGAAAUAAUAAUUGAAGCGUUAAUAAGAAUUCUGGGUUAUUAUUCUUUGUGGCCGAUGGAAGGAUCUUCAGACUUUUGUGGUAUAUCAUCAUCAAUAAGAAAUUAUGAUGUGUCAAUAGGAUGUCCAAAGGAUGUAAUGUGCAAAAGAUCGCCUAAAAUAAAAUAUGCAAUUGGAUUGAUAGUUAGACAUAAACAUCUACGUGUAAAUAACGGAUUAAGACAUAGCAGUUUAGUUGGUGUCAUAAUUGGAUGGCAUCACAAAUACCAAAUGGAACGCUUUCGAUUUCCUGGUGUAAAUUGUAUUCCGUAUUAUAUUAAAGACGAAUAUAUAAAGAAACGUGGCAUCCGGGAUUGGAAUUCGCAACCAUACUACAUUUUGUUAGUUGAUAAUGAUCUCUGUUAUAUACCGCAAUGCACUAUAACAUCGAUAUGCUCGGAAUGGAUCAAUAAUGCAGAGAUUGGAAGAUAUUUCUGUAAAUUCGAAGGUACUCAUUAUGUGUCAAAUGAAAUGCUAAGUAAACAAUACAUGUUUAAUAAUAAUAUAUCAAUUAUAAACGCAAAGUACAUUAUUUAA